GUUGGAGGUGGUUACUGCUUUGGGCGAUGAUGUCACUCUGGCACGUGAAACCUUAUUAGGUUCUUCCAACCAUGAAACCUUCUUUAGACGUCUGCAGCCAGGCUUUCAAUAUCACUUAACACCGUCUUCUUCAAUGUGAUACACUUGGGACCGAUCUGGCCGGUCGAGCUAUGGGUUCUUUGCGCUUGUCUUACACUAUGAUUUUGGCAUGUGUACAACCUGACAACAAGCUGUAUAUGCUGACACUUGGCUCUCCUGGGCUUCAUCUAUAUGAGAGAGAGAUCACGCAAUCUGGUAUGAUUUUAAUCAUACCUCUUUCCUACUUCUCCUUUAUCCCAUUCAAUCGAUAUGUGGCUGUGCCGCGCUCCAGAGAACGGUUGUUCGGCGCAGUCAAAACAUCGCCGAGAAAUCCAAGAAAAGCUUCGCAUCCGUUUCGUCCCUUCCUCGAUCCUUUCCUUUCAUGCUGCAGGGAAUUUUCAAGUUGUCUCUAUUCAUUACCACGGCAUCGGGCAGCAGCAUCAUUGUCUGCAACGUCGUGUUCAGGAGCUGGAACAAGCAAAGGGCCGAUCGGGAUAACGAUCAACAAGUCCAGACGCUUCUGUAAGGACAGAGAUUUUCUAUAAUCUCAAGGAGGAAAAGAAAGGAAAAGUUGUGCACACAACUACCCACGUCUCGAUAAAACGACCCAGUGUUCCUACGAUUCAAAGGAUCGCAUGUUGUCAGACGCCUGCCUUUCACAUCGGUCAGCCCUGCAUCCGCAUCCGGCAACCCACGCCAUAUCGAAUGGUGUGGUACACCAGAUC
Messenger RNA from Alternaria alternata, 803 nucleotides. RefSeq lists its product as hypothetical. The transcript has a single exon. Bases 171 to 623 code for a protein of 150 amino acids. NCBI's taxonomy places the organism in Eukaryota, Fungi, Ascomycota, Dothideomycetes, Pleosporales, Pleosporaceae. The record is from RefSeq and is a predicted model, not a curated record.